GAUGGAUUCUUAUAUCAUACAAUACCCGGCAGACCAAAAAACACUGGGCCAGACCAUAUUUCAUAAAGUGAUCGAAAUUCGAAUAUCCUCGAAUCUAGAUUCAAAUCCGUUGGAUCUGCAUUUUUAGCUUCUAUAGCCUCGCGACUCUUUGCUGCAGGCUACCAGUUAGCUCUUGAAAGCAGUGCACCGCUUCAGAAUCCGGAGAGGCAACAAGAUAUAAUAGCAUAUCUGAGUCCGCUGAACAUACGGAAUCAAACCGUAGGCGAAAAUGGACAAGAUUUCCGAAAGUGCAUUUGCCGAACUUCCGGUUACCGAGGACGUGAGUGAAAACUGCUCAUUGCUCACGGUGAUCCUAGAUCUUAGCCCGACGGCGUGGCAUGCCAUAAGAGCCCAGGUUUCGAUCCAGGAAACCGUCAAAUCGCUUCUAGUGUUUCUUAAUGCCCAUCUCGCUCUUAACAAUAGCAACCAAGUGGCCGUGAUCGCGUCCCUGCCGUUUGGAUCGCGGUUCCUUCAUCCGAGCACUGGGCGACGCUACGAGGAUGUGGAUGAAAACAGUGAGGGCGGAUCUGAAAAGCCUAAAGCGACGCUUAUAAAUGAGGGCAUGUACCGCCAAUUCCGCUUGGUGGACACGGCUGUACUUCUGGAGCUAAACGAAGAGCUCCGCCGAUUGGCCACCCCGGGAAGCGGAGACCUGAAAUUUCUGAAUGUAUCCACCCUAUCUGGAGCGUUGCUGAUGGCCCUCACCUAUACCAACAGGAUGCUCCAUUUUGACCAGUCGAUUCUGACCACCACGGCCUCGGCCAUCAAUUCGACCACAUCGGCCGUGAACUCAACGGGCUCUGCAGAGCCCUCGGUGCACGCAGGGAGCGUGCUGCCCACAUCCUUGGACUCCCGUAUACUCAUAGUGUCGGCUAGCGAUAGCCACGACACGCACUACAUCGCCAUCAUGAACUCGAUCUUUGCUGCGCAGAAAAUGAAGGUGCCGAUCGAUGUGGCCAAGCUUGGCCGCUUAGACUCCCCGUACCUCCAGCAGGCAGCGGAUGCCACCAAGGGAGUGUACUUGCAUAUCACGGAGCCCAAGGGCCUCAUCCAGACGCUUUCGACUGCGUACUUCAUUGAGCCGUGUCUCCGGUCGGUGGUAAUUUUGCCCACCAACUCGAACGUUGACUACAAAGCCAGCUGCUUCAUUCUGGGGAAGCCAGUGGACAUUGGCUAUGUGUGCUCGGUAUGUUUGUGCAUCAUGAGUAUCAUUCCAGAGCUGGGGAUUUGUCCCACGUGCAAGUCGAAGUUCGACGAGCAUCUCCUCACAAAGCUUCGAAGAGGGCCUGUGGUUGCGAGGAAAAAGCGGAAGCUAGAAGAUGCUGAAAGCAAGGGAGAAGAAGAAGCAGGCAAUGGGGCAGAGAAAGAGAUGGGAACUGGGGCCGAAAACAGGCUGGAUGAGGCGAAAACAUGAGAAGUGCAAGUGGGCAUCUAUCAAAAUAUACGAUAUAUAGAGAGAAUGCUGAAUUGGGUUCAGUUGUGUCGGGCUGAUUGACAGACACGUGCAUCACUACAACAUCAUACUCGGUGAAUUUCUUUUAGCCUACUCCUUCACCCUCCUUCAUCUAAACAGUUUGUUGCAAAUCUAAGCUUCUCAAAGCAAACAGAAUGUCAGCUUCAAGGGUCCUAGGUAUACUGCCAGCUAUUCUUCCAGAGCCACG
This is a messenger RNA of Metschnikowia bicuspidata var. bicuspidata NRRL YB-4993, 1700 nucleotides long. RefSeq names its product TFIIH/NER complex subunit. Gene Ontology annotation, biological process: nucleotide-excision repair; regulation of DNA-templated transcription. Lineage: Eukaryota; Fungi; Ascomycota; Pichiomycetes; Serinales; Metschnikowiaceae. The transcript has a single exon. Bases 269 to 1453 code for a protein of 394 amino acids. The record is from RefSeq and is a predicted model, not a curated record. Gene Ontology annotation, cellular component: transcription factor TFIIH holo complex; transcription factor TFIIH core complex.